Messenger RNA from Rotaria sp. Silwood2, 2898 nucleotides. The record is from the annotation of a GenBank genome assembly. NCBI's taxonomy places the organism in Eukaryota, Metazoa, Rotifera, Eurotatoria, Philodinida, Philodinidae.
AUGACAAUCCUUUCACGAUUACUAAGUGGAGCACGAUCAAAUUGGAAAAUCGAUGCACAAGUUUCAGCUAUUGAUGCUCAACUAUCUGAUGCACAUAUUUUCGGAGUUAUCAAACUUUUUCAAUCCAUUCCAUUUCCUGAAUCGAAAGAAGAACCUGUGGAAACUGAAAUGCUGGCAGAGAUUCAUUUGCUUAUCGAAGAGUCUUUAUCGGAUUCAUCAAACGAUUAUCAGCCAUUUGUUCGUAUUUCAUUUCUAUCAAUUGCUGCUCGAGCAACAAUGAAAACAUUCAACAUCGACUUCAAUGCAUCACUUGCAGAUUUUAUUAUUGUUCAUGAACAAUUUAUUACUACCAAUAAUGAUCGACUUUGUUUAAUAGCUAUGGAGCGGCUUCACAAUAGAGAAAAUGAUAAAUUAAUUAGUAUCAAUGGCUUGCUGACAUCAUCUGCAAAUCCAAAGUUUACAUCUGCUCCUUACAAUAGCCUUGAAAAUCAGAUACAUGUGCAUAUUGGCAAAUCUGUUCUGAUGCUACAAUUGGAAGCACUUCUGUCUAUUAUUCGAUUUAAAAAUGAUCUCAUGGGAAAAAUCUCGAAAGAACAACAUAAUUUACCUGACCAAAGAAUGGCAAAGGAACGAGCUGCAUCGAAACCGAAACCGAAACAAGUCGUAAAGAAGGAUCCGGCAUCAGUGAUGCCGACAUUUCAACUCGAGGUUGAUUUGAAAGGGUUACGUGCGAUAAUUGGACUCGAAUUCUUCCAAAUACUUGAUAUUCAAAGUCAAGGUCUUCGUGUCCAUAUAUUGAAUUCGGCCGAAAAAACAUCGGCCCAAUUGAUUCUUACCGAUUUGCGUGUCUUCGAUCCUAAUCCAAAAGCACGUUAUCGUCAUAUUAUAUCUCAACGAAGCGUUGAUAACCAACUGUUACGCAUCGGUUUUACUCUAUUCAAUUAUCCGAAAAAUUAUGAGAGAACAUUCGACGAUGUCGAUUGUGACGUCAAAAUACAAUUGACUAAAGUAAAUAUAGCCCUUCUCUACAAGCAUGUAGAUCUCAUUUUGAACCUGGUCAAUGCAUUCCAAACGAAAAAAACUGAACGUAACGCUUCUUCAAAUCAGCCAAGUGCCAUUUCUGAAGCUAUGGAAAAUUUCCAAAAGCAAGCACGCAAACUUCGUCUCGAUGUAGCAUUCGAUGCACCGAGUAUAUUCAUUCCAACAAGUUCCUAUUCGAAUGAAGGAAUUUUUAUUAAUUUGGGUCAAUUGACGAUACAGACGCAUUUUACCGGUGAUCCAAAUUGUUCACUUGUCGAGCAACAAAUAGUAGUCAUGAACAAUUUAUUUGCAAGCCGAGUUAAACUCGGCAAAAACAAUGAAACUCUCGGUGAUAUUGUUCUGCUUAAAUGUGCAGAACUCAGUACAUCUAUUGAUCGUCUCUUAUAUUCGGAAAAUAUUCAACAUGAAUCACAAAUUUCUAUUAUAGCCAAUUGGGAUACUAUUCAGUUUACACUAGCAAAAAAUGAUUAUGCAUGUAUGAUGAAAGUAUUUAAGGGAAACUUUUCGGAGAAGAUUUACCAUAAGAUAUCAAAGUCUGUUGUUGAAGAACAGCCUGAAUACAGACAAACGAGUCAAAACCUAGUUAUGGUCACAAACAAAAACCAACAUAAUUUUAAUAGUAAUAAAGUCUCGGAAAAAAUCCAUUUAAAUGCUGAAAUAAAAAUGAUUGCUAUAACACUCUAUCUUGGCGAAUCAAAUGUGACUACUCGACACGCAUCGCGUAACGAAAGUUCAAAAUUUCUUGAUUUGCGACUUGAAAUGCUCAAAGCUCACUUUCGACAACUGUCCGAUUCAAGUUACGAUGGUAAGGCAGAGAUACAGAAGCUCUUAUUAGAGGACCUACGUAAAACAAACGGAUCCACAGGUGUUUCGCGCAUGAUCGAUCGAAGCUUCAAUGUCGAUCCGAAUGUACCAAUGUUCACAGUUACUCUCAAAUUCAAAACAAAAAAUGAACAACAAUCAAUGGAUGUUCGACAAGUGAAAGUUCAACUUGAGAGUUUUUACAUUUGUAUGAGUCCAGAUUAUUUUAUGGCAUUACACGACUUUUUCAUCUCGAGUCUGUCAUUAAACGAUGAGAAAAAACCGCAUUCAACAAUUAUGUAUUCAGAAACACCGUCUGAUGUUGAUUAUGAUCUGCCGCUGCCAGCAAAACCCACAUCAACAUUCCGUCGAUCGAGUCGAUCAUUCAGUGGUGUGUCAGGAUCUACGUCACAAUCUCCUAAGCGAAUGUCAGAGACUCCCUCUGCAUUCCAAGAUGAAUCAUCCGAGGCUGAUGGCUAUCUUUAUACUAAAAUUAAAGUCGUUAUCAACACUCCGAAAAUUAUUUUACUUGAAGAUCAACAUGAUAACAAUUCGAACUGUCUUGUACUUGAUGUAAGUGAAAAAAAGAAAAGAAUUUUAAAAGAACAAUCACUUUGUGAAUAUGGUAUUUGUUCAGUUUGCCACUCAGAUACGCAUGGACAUUAUUUUGCAACCAGUCGAUAUCGAUGUCAUUUUGAUGAUGAACUUAGAACAGCAAAAAAUCGAUGUACGCAUUGGGGAUAUUACUGUUCAAAUCCCUCCGGCGGCAAUUACGAAGAAAAACAGGAAUUAAUCGAGCAGAUGGAUGUUUUGGAAUUAACUACUGGCACCCCUUCACAUAAGAAAGCUGCAAUUGAAGAAGCAAACAAACAGAAGGAAAAAGAAGAGAAAAUUCAAACUCAGAAGAUCCUCUCUCAAGAGCUUAUUUUGAAUUUGAAAAUAAUCGAAAUUAAACUUGAACUUGGUACAGGUUCAUCAACUAAACCAGUGAUAGCUAUGUGUCUCUCCAAUCUGUUGGUUGACGUGAAAAAUUGGUCCAGUGAUGUAUGUAUAUGA